AUGAGCGACCUGACGCUGUCGAAAGAGUUGCUUGGAGAGUGCUUUCUGACAAAGUGGAACUUGGAUUAUUGCGAGCAAGUCUGUGAUCAGAGCAAAUUUCUAUGUCCGCAACAUCCGGAGUAUGAAAAGCAUCCUACAAUGCAAAACUAUGCUGCCCAGCGAGGCAAGUUGAUGGGUAUGUUCCGUGACCCUGAUCAGCGAAUUCUCUCAGGGUACCACGAUGACCAGAACAAUCUGGCAGCUCGCGAUUAUGAGGAAUAUCUACAUGAAGACCCGCGGGUCCAGAAAUGCACCUACAUUGGGAAGGAUGUGCCCAAGGUUCCAGUUCUAGACUUUGCAGAAUCUUGGAAAGGUGGCAUGGCAUACCAGAUUAUGACUGAGCACCCGGACACGCAAACAUUGGACCCAAACCGUUCAAAGAUCACCCUGGAAGUCGCACAAGAGGCUGCUAAGCGUGUGCGUGAAGGCUUUGCAUUCGUGGGUAUCACAGAAGAGUGGGACCUUUCCGCUUGCCUGUUCCAUGAGAUGUUCGGUGGUGAUUGCCAUGCUUGGGACUUUAAAAAUACGCGCCCAAGCUCAACUCGAAAGUCAGCCAAUUCGGCCCAUGAUGAGUCGGAGCUAAUGGGCUGGCACGAUGACUUGGACGAGGUGGUGUAUGCAGCUGCGGUGGAGGUUUUCAAGGCCAAUUUGGAUGCGUUCAAUGUUUCCCAUCAGACAUGCCAAGACUGCUACCGCGCAGCAGGAAGGACAAGCAAUUAG
Messenger RNA from Symbiodinium pilosum, 759 nucleotides. The record is from the annotation of a GenBank genome assembly. NCBI's taxonomy places the organism in Eukaryota, Dinophyceae, Suessiales, Symbiodiniaceae.